Molecule: messenger RNA, 534 nt
Organism: Platichthys flesus (European flounder)
Lineage: Eukaryota; Metazoa; Chordata; Actinopteri; Pleuronectiformes; Pleuronectidae
Product: transmembrane protein 14C-like
Exons: 4
Coding region: 85-408 (107 amino acids)
Biological process (GO): regulation of heme biosynthetic process
Cellular component (GO): mitochondrial membrane
Source: RefSeq, a predicted model, not a curated record
CAAGACUCCGGAAGAAGUCCGGUAGAGGCGUUCGAACGAGAUCUGAUUCUUCUUCCAUGUCAGAUUCUGGUCCUAGUUGUGGUCAUGGCUCUGGACUGGAUUGGGUUCAGUUAUGCUGUUCUGGUGUCAGUGGGGGGAGUUAUUGGUUUUGUGAAAGCAGGCAGCGUCCCUUCCCUGGCCGCCGGGCUCCUGUUCGGUCUGUUGGCCGCGGUCGGUGCUUAUCUGACAUCUCAGAAUCCGAAGAAUGUGUGGCUGUCGCUGGGCACCUCCGGAACUCUCACUGUGGUGAUGGGCCUGAGAUUCAUCAACUCCGGGAAGUUCAUGCCAGCGGGUUUAAUGACUUUAUUCAGCGGACUGAUGCUGGUGAAGAUCAUAACUGGGAUGUUGACGAGGCCACACAAAUCCUGAAAAUACUUAAAUGUAGAUUUUCUGUGUAUAAAAAAAACAUAUAUAUUCCCUCUUUGAAGUGGUCUGUGAGAACAAUUUAAGUUUUAACAUAAUUUUUCUGGAAUAAAUCAUUUUUCUACAACAACC